GCUGGGGAGGGUCACCUGACCGUACAGGGGACUAGACAUGGCGUCGUGCUUGAUUGCCGGCGAUCGGCUGGUGCGCGCUUUGGCCCCUGGCGGGGAGCUGGAGCCAGAGCACCUUCCGCGCAAGCUGCGGGCAGAGCUUGAGGCCGCGUUGGAGAAGCACAAGGGUGGUGACCGCCCCAGGGCUUCCGCACGCCUGGUUCCCUUCCGCCUGAUCCGGGAUCUGCACCAGUAUCUGAGGGAAAGGGGUUCCACACUGUACCUUCAUGAGCUCCUAGAAGGCAGUGAGAUCUAUCUCCCAGAGGUGGUGAAGCCUCCCAGGAACCCAGAGCUAGUUGCCCGUCUGGAGAAAAUUAAGAUACAGCUGGCCAAUGACGAAUAUAAGCGGAUCACCCGCAAUGUCACCUGUCAGGAUUCAAGGCAUGGUGGGAUUCUAAAUGACCUGGGCAAGGAAGUGAGGUCAGUGAAAGCUGUGGUGAUCACCAUCUUCAACUUCAUUGUCACGGUGGCAGCUGCCUUUGUCUGCACAUACCUUGGAAGCCAGUACAUCUUCACAGAAAUGGCCUCGAGGGGUUGGAGGCUCAGGGCUGGUGGCUGGCCAUCCCCUGAGCCCGGUGUUUUCCCUCCCCAGCGGAUACUGGCUGCAGUGAUCGUCGCCUCUGUGGUGGGUCUGGCUGAGCUGUAUGUCAUGGUGCGGGUGAUGGAAGGCGAGUUGGGAGAGAUAUAACUGGUGCUUCAUCAUCAAAGUCUGGAGACAGUUUGGAGGGGCUCCAGGCUCCCAGCUGCCAAUCACUGACUCUGUCAGUCCAUCAGGUUCUUUGUACUCAGCUCUGGUUAGUCAGGGCCACGCCAGGGCCACCUGCUCUUUCUGUGGGCAGCCUCAUCCUCUGUCAACUGCCAGAGGCGGCAGUAGAGGAGACUUUGACAACUGAACAGAACUGGUCUGUGGGUACCUUCUCCUGGUCCUGAUGCCUGCCUGCCUUCUCCGGUCCAGUCCAGGCACUGUGGGCCUGGGGUUUUCCAUCGGGAGGAAAUAGAACCCAGGCCUUCCCGGAAGUGGGCCAUGCUGCCUGAACUUGCCCAAGUGUACAGAGCAGUCGUCACCCUUGUUCCACACAUCCUGGAUGCUGGCCUGUAACUUCGUUCUGAAGCCUCCAAACAAGCGGAAAGGAUUCCCUUUCUCCAGGUUAUGGGGAAGAACUGAUCGGAGGACAUAAAACAAGAAGAGGAAGAUGGGUCUGUACAGAACAGCAGAACUGGAAAUAAGGCAGCUAUCUUUUUGGAAUCUUAGUUUCUGUCUACAUUUUCUUCCUUCUGCUUGCCUUUUAGGUUUUCUAUAUGCUUCUGCCUGUCUCUAUCACCCACCUUCUUAAACUUCCCAUCUUCACAUCCCCUUUUGCUCUGUCUCCAAAAAUGAAAACAAUCAGGUCACAAAACAGUUUUUGCUUUUAAUUGCAAAAUCCCUUGUGCUUGUUUGUGUUUAUGGGGAGAGCAUGCCUACUGUGAGAUUGCCUCAACUAGUAAAGGGAGGGACAGGGAUGAUUUUCAUAUUUAACUACAUAUGAAUAUGAAUAAACAUACAUGAGUAUCUGCAUAAUAUAUACAUUAUGAAUAUGUAAACAUUUUUAUAUGUGAGCCUAAUACAGGAUGUUUUCUGUGGGGUUCUUAAACAUGUUUAGGUGAGUGUGGAAAAUAGUAUGUAAAUGCUCCCAGUUGACUAAUUGUUUUACAUAGUUGCUUUUGGUCUUUACAACAGUCCUGUAGGUUAGAAAAAGGAAAUGGUCUUAGGCUCUUUUCCAGAUGACAAAACUGAGGCCGAGAGAGAUCAAAUGAUCUACUGUGUUCCUUCCUCUAGUAAAUGGAGUCAAAAACUCCAAGAUGGUCCUGAAGUCUCUGUGUAAUGUUAAACUUCCGGAACUUAGAUUAGUAGUGUGAUAGAAUCUGUAUAAAGCACAAUAAAUAUUUAUUGUAUUCAGUGUA
Pipistrellus kuhlii (Kuhl's pipistrelle) is the source of this 1977-nucleotide messenger RNA. RefSeq names its product transmembrane protein 199 (gene VMA12). The record is from RefSeq and is a predicted model, not a curated record. The coding region runs from base 38 to 724 and encodes 228 amino acids. Gene Ontology annotation, cellular component: endomembrane system. Gene Ontology annotation, biological process: vacuolar proton-transporting V-type ATPase complex assembly. The transcript has 6 exons. NCBI's taxonomy places the organism in Eukaryota, Metazoa, Chordata, Mammalia, Chiroptera, Vespertilionidae.